Molecule: messenger RNA, 1705 nt
Organism: Selaginella moellendorffii
Lineage: Eukaryota; Viridiplantae; Streptophyta; Lycopodiopsida; Selaginellales; Selaginellaceae
Product: succinate-semialdehyde dehydrogenase, mitochondrial
Exons: 20
Coding region: 71-1636 (521 amino acids)
Biological process (GO): GABA catabolic process
Molecular function (GO): succinate-semialdehyde dehydrogenase (NAD+) activity
Source: RefSeq, a predicted model, not a curated record
UGAUGUAUAUACCGUACUAUGUUUAUGUACGGGCGUCUAAUAUAUACCUUUCAGCCCUAUAGCUAAAUCGAUGUUUCGGAUAUCUGGGAGCCAUUGUCGAGCGCUUUUCCAGCUCAAUUCUGGACGAAAGGCGCGAAUGGCAACGAUCGCAAGCGCUGGUGCGAGUCAGGCUGUGCUUGACAAGAUCAACAAUGCGGGGCUACUGCGAGCCAAAGGAUUGAUCUCUGGUGAAUGGGUGUCCGCUGAAGACGGUAGAACGCUGCCUGUUUACAAUCCUGCGACUGGUGAGUUUUUAACAGAGGUUCCGCUCAUGGGGGAAAGAGAGACAUUGUCGGCCAUCGACUCUGCACACAACGCGUUUAAGUCAUGGAGUAAAAAGACAUGUUCGGAGAGAAGCAAGCUUCUGCGUAGAUGGUAUGAGCUCAUACUUGAGAAAAAAGAGGAGAUAGCUCAGCUUAUGACUCUAGAACAAGGAAAGCCUUUGAAAGAAGCCCUUGGUGAGGUCUCGUAUGGAGCUGGCUUCAUAGAGCUUUUUGCUGAGGAAGCAAAGCGCACAUAUGGCGAUAUUAUACCAUCGCCUUAUCCAGACCGGCGAUUACUCGUUGUAAAGCAGCCUGUUGGUGUUGUAGGUACGAUAACUCCGUGGAAUUUUCCCCUUGCCAUGAUCACACGCAAGGUUGCUCCAGCACUUGCAGCAGGCUGCACAGUAGUGAUUAAGCCUGCAGAACUUACGCCCUUGACUGCAUUAGCUGCUGCAGAACUAUCCAUUCAAGCUGGUAUACCCCCUGGAGUCAUCAACGUUGUCAUGGGAGAUGCUCCGCAAAUCGGAGCUGCACUUUUGGAGAGCACUAAGGUUCGCAAAAUCUCAUUCACUGGGUCUACACAAGUGGGUAAAAAGCUUAUGGCUGGAGCAGCAAGUACCGUAAAGCGGUUAUCUCUUGAACUUGGUGGAAAUGCACCAUGUAUCAUACUGGAUGAUGCAGACAUAGAAGUGGCUGUUAAAGGAGCCUUGGCUUCCAAGUACCGGAAUAGCGGCCAGACCUGUGUUUGUGCCAAUAGAGUCCUUGUCCAAGAUGGUAUAUAUGACAAGUUUGCGGAGGCUUUUAUUCAAGCGGUAUCUGGCCUUAAGGUUGGAAAUGGUUUGGAAGAAGGGGUCACGCAGGGUCCCCUGAUUAAUGAAGCAGCUGUGAAGAAGGUAGAGCAACACGUUGAAGAUGCAUUAUCGAAGGGUGCAAUGCUCCUGGCGGGAGGCCAUCGACAUAGGCUUGGUGCCGCCUUUUACGAGCCAACUGUUCUCGGAGAUGCAACAGAAGAGAUGCUAAUAAUGAAAGAGGAAGUUUUUGGGCCUGUUGCACCCCUGAUUAGAUUCAAAACAGACGAGGACGCAAUCAGGAUUGCCAACAGCACCGAAGCUGGAUUGGCUGCGUAUCUUUUUUCGGGAAGCAUCUCUAGAGCUUGGCGUGUGGCGGAGGCAUUAGAAUAUGGAAUGGUUGGUUGGAACGAAGGAGUGAUUUCUACGGAGGUCGCUCCAUUCGGGGGUGUUAAACAAUCCGGGCUUGGUCGUGAGGGAUCCAAAUACGGAAUCGACGAGUACCUGGAGAUGAAGUACAUAUGCAUAGGAAAUAUGUUGCCUUGAUUGCUUUUAAAUUCUUAUUGUUAUAUAUGAUUGCCAAGAAAAAAAGCUACUUGAACAAUUGUUUUUUCC